AUGAGCGAGGAUGACUCCUUCUAUGUGGAGAACAUAAGUGGGGACGAAAGGCAAUACACUGUGUUUGGAAGUGGCUUUACGGCAAAAGUCGACCUACUGGAAAGGUCGUGUUCUUGCAGGAAGUUUGACCUGAUCAAAAUACCAUGUGUUCACGUGAUGGCCGCUUUGCGAUCGAAGCAUGGUGAAGAUUAUGGUUUGAGAGUCUAUGAUUACUCUUCGCCCCUGUAUAAAGUGGAAGAGUACCUCCUUACGUAUUCGAAAUCAAUUAAUGUUGUCCCUUUGGAGUCUGAAUGGCGCGUGCCACAAGAAUUGCUAGACGUGAACAUUAUUCCAACCUCUCGUGGUCACCAAGCUCGGAAGGAAGAAAAAAAAACGCGAUAA
This is a messenger RNA of Capsicum annuum, 381 nucleotides long. RefSeq lists its product as uncharacterized. The transcript has a single exon. NCBI's taxonomy places the organism in Eukaryota, Viridiplantae, Streptophyta, Magnoliopsida, Solanales, Solanaceae. The record is from RefSeq and is a predicted model, not a curated record. Gene Ontology annotation, molecular function: zinc ion binding; protein binding. Bases 1 to 381 code for a protein of 126 amino acids.